Molecule: messenger RNA, 4495 nt
Organism: Spinacia oleracea (spinach)
Lineage: Eukaryota; Viridiplantae; Streptophyta; Magnoliopsida; Caryophyllales; Amaranthaceae
Product: probable LRR receptor-like serine/threonine-protein kinase At3g47570
Exons: 3
Coding region: 301-3402 (1033 amino acids)
Biological process (GO): protein phosphorylation
Molecular function (GO): ATP binding; protein binding; protein kinase activity
Source: RefSeq, a predicted model, not a curated record
GUUUGAUAGGCAAAAAAUGGAGGAAAAUGUGUUCCCUUUCUUUUAAAAGAAAAAUGUUUUCUACUUUAAAAGAAUUAUCAUCCAUUGCAGGGGAAAUUGUUUUUCACCUAACAAAGGAGUGAUAAUAUUUUAUCACCCAAUCAAACACACCCUUAACAUACAGAGUAGUAAAUAGUAUUCUAGAAUGGAAAAAAAAAAUAGCAUGUAGCAAAAGCACUUAUAAAUGGUCUCACCCAGUAACACUAGUCGCUUGACAAAGAAACCAAAACCAAAACCAAAACAAAAACAAAAACCAGAAGUAUGUCUCUCUUCACUAUCUACCCCAUACUGUAUGUUCUAAACACUAUAAUCAUAGUUUUCACAACAACAAAUGCCAUCCAUGAUCCUAUCUUAACCAGUAAUGGCAUAGAUCAUCUUGCAUUACUAGCUAUCAAGUCGAAGAUUACUCAUGACCCUCAUGGGGUUUUGAGUUCUUGGAACGAGUCUGCCCAUUUUUGCCUAUGGGAAGGAGUCACUUGCAGUCACCAUCAUAAAAGAGUAACAACAUUGAGGCUAUCAGCUACAGGGCUAACAGGAACUUUAUCGCCUUCUGUAGGAAACCUCAGUUUUCUUCAUCAACUCAUACUAAUCAAUAACUCUAUUAGCGGCCCUAUACCUCCUGAAGUUGGUCGUCUUUUUAGGUUGCGAAGACUUCUUUUGCUCAACAAUGCAUUUGAAGGAGAAAUCCCUGCAAACAUCUCUGGUUGUCUGCAACUCAAUAGUUUAAGACUGAGUCGCAACAAACUUUCUGGGAAAAUCCCUUUCGAGCUUAGCUUCUUGUCGAAACUAGAAGAACUCGCACUUGAUUACAAUAACUUCACAGGUGACAACCUUUCUCCACUGGCAAAUUUAACUUCACUGCAACAAUUGUACCUGUCGAAUCAAGCAGGGCCUGGCUUUCAGGGUAGAAUCCCGGAUUUCAUUGGGAAGUUCAAAGACCUCGCAACUCUUGGAAUAGGAGCCAAUAGCUUCAAUGGUAAGAUUCCUCCAUCCUUAUACAACCUUUCUAAGAUGGAAAUAUUAUCCUUAUCUACAAAUCAACUAGAAGGGAGUCUUCCACCUGAUAUUGGCUUCUAUUUCCCACAACUUCGAUGGCUACAGGCAAGUGCAAACAACCUCUCUGGACUUAUUCCCUUCUCAUUAUCUAACCUCUCUAGGCUUGAAUUAUUAGAUCUUGCAUCUAAUAAUUUUAGAGGAAAGUUCUUGUUUGAUGGGAGAAAUAUGCAAAAUCUCACAAUGUUAUUCCUAUAUGAUGCUAAUGUAGGAAGAGGAGAACCUGAUGACCUCAAUUUUCUAGACACUUUAGUUAACUGUAGUCACCUGGAAAGCUUGUCAAUUAGCAAUAACCAUUUUAGCGGGAUCCUUCCACAUUCCAUAGCCAAUUUAUCCACCACAGUUCGAUACUUAGAUUUCGCAAACAAUCAAAUAUCAGGAACAAUUCCUUUGGGGUUGGAUAAGUUUCAAAGCCUACAAUAUCUUGUUCUAAAUGAUAAUCAAUUCACUGGAACUAUUCCGGAUAAUAUUGGUAAGAUUCCCAUGUUACAAGAAGCAUAUUUCGCCAAAAACAAGCUCUCUGGUAGCAUUCCCUUGUCUCUAGGAAAUUUAUCAUGGUUGAGUUUACUGGCCUUUGAAUUCAACAAACUUCAAGGGACAGUGCCUCCUACUCUUGGUAAUUGCAAGAGUUUACUAUACCUCUACCUUAGCCAUAACAAUCUAGUUGGAAAUGUACCUAAGCAUCUCUUUCAAGCUUCCGAAUUAGUUGAACUUCUUCUUGACCAUAACCAUCUCCAAGGCAAUCUACCUUCAGAGAUUGGUGACUUAAAGAAUUUAGUAAGUGCAGAUAUGUCCUAUAACAAUUUUUCUGGUACUAUUCCAACUAGUCUUGGCCAGUGUGUAGCUCUUACAAAUCUGUGUUUAGAAAACAAUUCCUUCAUCGGAUUCAUACCUUCGUCUUUCAGUGUUUUGAAAGGUCUUGAGCUUCUUGAUCUCUCUAGUAACAAAUUGUCUGGCCAAGUACCGAAAUACUGGUCUAACUUCUCCUCCAUGGCGACCUUGAAUUUGUCUUUCAAUAACCUUGAAGGUGAAGUUCCAACCAAUGGAGUUUUCUCUAAUCUCAGUGCAAUUUAUGUUGAUGGAAAUACAAAGCUUUGUGGAGGGAUUCCACAGCUCAAACUGCCAAGCUGCCCAACAAUGAAAUCAAAGGGGAAAAAGAAGCCUCGUGCGAUUGUGAUAGCAGUCACCAUAUCAUGUGUGAUUGUGGGACUAGCGAUUCUGUCUUCCGUCUAUCUCCUUUGCUCAAAACGACGAAGGGAGGCUUCUUCUACAGAGACAUCAUUCAAGAAACCAAUCAUAAAAGUGUCAUAUGAUAUGCUCCUCAAAGCCACUGAUGGCUUUUCUGAAGGAAAUUUGAUUGGUUCAGGUAGUUUUGGUUCUGUUUACAGAGGAACCCUUGUACUAGAUGGAGUACAAAAGGUUGUCGCUAUUAAAGUGAUCAACAAUCAGCGUCGAGGAGCAGGUAAAAGUUUUUUAGCAGAGUGUGAGGCCUUAAGAAUAAUCCGCCAUCGGAAUCUUGUAGGAGUCAUCACUGCAUGCUCAAGUAUUGACUUUCAGGGUAAUGUCUUCAAAGCACUGGUCUAUGAACUCAUGUCAAACGGGAGCCUUGACAGGUGGUUACAUUCAAACCCAGAAGACGAUUAUCAGCUUCAGAACCUAAGCCUUCUGCAGAGAUUAAAUAUAGCCAUAGAUGUAGCAAAUGCACUAGACUACAUCCACAAUGGAAAUGACAUUCCUAUCAUCCAUUGUGAUCUCAAGCCAACGAAUAUUUUGAUCGAUGUGGAUAUGACUGCUCAUGUUGGAGAUUUCGGGUUGGUGAAGCUUAUUCCAGAAAUUUCUGAACAACUGCAUAACAGCAGUUCUGUAGGAGUAAGAGGUACUAUUGGUUAUGCUGCUCCAGAGUAUGGCCUUGGAGCUUCAGUGUCAGAAGCAGCUGAUGUGUACAGCUAUGGAAUCAUUUUACUAGAGAUGAUGACUGCAAAGAAACCCACUGAUCUGAUGUUCGAGGGAGAUAUGAACCUGCACAAGUUUGCAGAGUCGGCUUUGCCUGAUCGUGUGCUGGAGAUUGUAGAUCCAAAGCUUAAAGUUGAUGAUUGUGAAGAAAGAAACAUCAACUUGAAUGAUAAAAAGGCAGUCGUGACCAAGUGUCCUUUUGAGUGUAUGAAAUCAAUGAUCAUGACUGGAGUGAGAUGUUCUUCUGAGUUGCCACAAGAUCGAAUGGAUAUAAAAGAUGUCAUUCAUCACCUGCAAUCUCAAAGGGAGCACCUUCUCCUCUGUGGGAAGCGGCAUAAAAUCCAGCAUAUACUUUGAGGAAAAUGGAGCAGCUUACCUCCUCAAUGUGACUAUCAUGAUUAUGCUCAUCCUCCCAUCUACCAAGACAGAUUUUCAGACGCCUUUCACAUGCCGGCUGAAAUACUUACUUUGUUUUAUCGAGUAUUCGAGGAAAGGAGUAGUUUACAGCAAAUGUAUCAGUUUGUAACUUUCUGAUCCAUGUAGUGCCUAUUGCCUAACUGCCUCUCCUAUUUUUCCCACUUCCCCACGGUCUAUUAGAUAAGUAAUUGUAACUGCUUCAUAAAAAUACACUUAUAGAGAAUGGUUUCUUGUCAAAUUUGAUCAUACGAAGUACUUCAUAUAUAUUGUAACUGUCAACCAAAGAUCUCUAUGUAGAAUUGGGUGCAAUUAAUGGGUGUUGAGAAGCAAACUCAGAACGCAAACCUUUAUCUGUUAAACAAAAAUAUAUGAUUCAUGAAGAUUAACUUCACUGGAGAAUUUAAAAGACACUUAUUGAUCAGCCAACCAUUCAUCCAUCCUUAAGAAAGAUAGCAAGAAUCAAACAGCAGCCCCAGACUCGCAUGCUAACUAUUCUUAACCAAGCAACACAAUUCAUAGUAGUAGCAUUCUAGGUAUUGAAGGGCUUCUGAGUUUCAGGCUUUCAGCCAAACAGUUUUUUUCUUUUUAUUUUUCUUUGGGGCAUUUUAUCAAACACCUGGUGUGUACAAUUGAAACAGUAACUUCAAAACGCUAGAUCACAUACCUGAGCGUUGUAGACUGAUCCUCCUUCAGAUCAUUUUUAUUGCAAGAAACCAAAGAGGUUCUUCGUGUUAAUCGUGUGGUGGCAAAGACAUUGCGUUCAGUGAGUACUCUGUCAGUCUGCCAGUACUGCCAACGUACGAAAACAAGUAGUCUUUCACAAGUACGACUCUAUCUCAAAUUAGUUUGUGAACAUAUCUAGCUUUAGGACAUACGGAGCAAUACUGGAAAAUUAGUUACUAAUUGAAGUGAUUUUGUAUUGAACACUAGAGCUGAAGCUUUUGAUCAUUACAAAGAUACAUUUCUCUUUUAAAACAAGGUGUUAAUAUGUCAUCGCAGCAAUGUUUGAGCUCACGGUGUAGAGAAUCAAUAG